AUUUAUCAGAAAUGGAAAAAAAUAAAGCAAAUGAGGAAGACAAGCUAUUCCACAUUGAUAAAACCUUGAACAAGAAAUCUCUAAAAGUAGAAGAUAGGAUUCAGAACAGAACAAAUCAGUUUCUAAACAAUCAAGAUGCUGAUGGUCUUAAAAAUAACAGAAGCGAUCUCAAUGAAGCGAGUAGGAAAGAGAUCAAGAACAACAAGUUUGCAAAGAAUAGAAAUUACGAGGGCAAUGACCAAUCUGAAACUGGUAAAAUAAAAAUAGCUUCGACUGAAAAUACUGAACACACUAUUAGUCAAGCACAAUCAUUGUGGGAAGAAGAAAUGACCAUUAUGGACUACUAUGAAAUUUUAAAGAAUACCAAGUUUGAGCUCUCUGAUUUUCCACUUCUUCAAGAACUUAUAAAUUCUGACAAAGAUCGCAACAUUUUAUUAGCAGUAGUUGGACUGGGGAAAUUGAUAACACUUGCUGACAAUCCUCCGAUCCAGAAUGUAAUAGACACGGACGUGUUGUCUCAGCUAAUUACUUUGGUUGGUAGGAAUGAUAUUCCCAACAUUCAAUUUGAAGCUUUGUGGUGUCUUACAAAUAUUGCGAGUGGCAAAACUGAGCAUAUGCAAGCUCUCGUUGAUAAAGGCAUUAUCCCUAUCUUUACAAGCUUUCUUGGAACCAUUCAGAAGAAUGAAUUAGGACAAGAGAUAUUCCACUGUCCUCACCCGAUGAAUAUUGUUGAAAAUAGUACAUGGGCUUUAGGAAAUAUUUCUAGUGAAAAUUCUCGCUAUAGAGCUAUGAUUCUUGACGAAAAAGCUUUAAAGUUACUGGCUAAUAUUCUCAAAAAUGCAGAACCAAACUCAAUGAUGACUAGGAAUUGCAUGUGGUGCAUCAAGCACUUGUUGAGAAAUAGGCCUUUUCCAUCAAUUGAGGAGCUUUUAUAUAUCAUUCCGAUUCUCAAUGAGUGUUUGAAAAGUAACGACAAAGAUGAGAUAAUUAUUGAUUGUGCAGGGGCUAUUUCCUAUAUCUCAAAUGCCGGAGAGCAGACAAUUAAUAAGUUUUUCGAGUUGGGAAUUAUGAACACACUUAAUCUUCACCUUAAUUCUUCUAAUGCUAAAAUAAUUCUUCCAUUAGUGAGUGCACUUGGAAAUUUCAUGACAGGAGGUGAUGAAAAGAUUCAGACUGUCAUUAAUGCUGGAAUGCUGCCUCGUCUCCAUGCUUUACUAUCCCAUCCAAAUAAAGUAAUUGUAAAGGUGGUUUGUUGGACAAUAUCUAACAUUUGUGCUGGGACUAUUAGUCAGGUUUCAGAAUUGAUAGAACUAGGAGUCAUUGACAAGAUGAUUGAUCUUGCCGACGAUGAUGACCAGAAUAUUCAGAGAGAAGCUGGCUGGGCCAUUUCUAAUGCCACUGCUUUGAGAGAUCCCGACAUUGUUUCAGAAAUUGUGAAGAGUAAAGGAAUCGAAGCUUUGUGCUAUUUAUUAAAAAGUAAGAUUGACAUCUGAUCAAAAUGAAUUCUUCUGGAAGGGAUCAGAAAUUGCCUUGAUGCUGGUCAGCUGAACCUCAUCAAUGAAGGAGAAGAUGAUCAAUUCGCUUUAAUUGUGGAGAAUUGUGGAGGCCUAGAUACGAUUGAGAGCUUUUAUACUCACGAAGAUAAUAAACUUUACAAACUCUCAGAAGAGAUUAUUGAUUCAUACUUCCUAGAAGAAGUUAGUCUUGAUGAAGAAGAAGACACUAUUCAGCAAUUCUAUUUUAUAACUAUCAACUAGAUAUUAAUGAAAGCACAGAACACCCAUAUCAAUAAAAUAUUUAAUUCA
Moneuplotes crassus is the source of this 1805-nucleotide messenger RNA. The record is from the annotation of a GenBank genome assembly. NCBI's taxonomy places the organism in Eukaryota, Ciliophora, Spirotrichea, Euplotida, Euplotidae.